UCACACCAAAUGUGACUCAAUCGUUUGUUCAGGCCUAAUCUUGGUCGUGUUCGCCGUUUGUGGGCAAAGCAUGGGGAACGAACAUACGAUCCCCUUAUACAACCGCGCUUCUCGGACUGCCAAUGAGUGGAAGAACUGGCUGUGGGCAUUAAUUGGAGUCGUCAUUAUUAGCUCUCUCGGCUGGACGCAUCACCUUGGUCGUUCGCCUUCGGCGCGACAUGUCGUCCCUAUCAAUGCCCAACAAAUUAUUCGAGAGUGUCUUUCCUUGAACACUCUCCCUGGUCCUCCCCCCAGCUUUGCUAGUCGUACAGAGUCUGACCGCUAUGAGCCUGGAACCAGAGUAACCCUUAUUCAGAACGCGACCCUUUGGACGGGCGGCGAUGACGGACGCGAAGUAAUCGUUGGAGGAGAAAUACUUAUUGAUAAAGGAAUUAUCAAAGCGGUCGGGGAAGAUAUUUCUCGGCUGUUCGAUUUGCGGGGCAAUGUGUUUCGCAUCAACGCGGAACUCUCCUGGGUUACGCCCGGUAUCAAUGACCUCCACUCUCACCUGGGAGUUGAUUCAGUCCCUGAGCUUGAGGGGAGUAGUGACACCAACUCUUGGCAAGGUAUCACGCAGCCAUGGCUGCGAUCGUUAGAUGCAAUCGACACACAUGACCUGGCGUAUAAGUCGUCCAUUUCUGGCGGUAUCACUACAUCGCUCGUUUUGCCAGGCAGUGCCAACGCUAUUGGUGGACAGGCUUUCGUCAUUAAGCUUAGAGACACUAGCGAACGCUCUCCGCUAUCCAAAGUCCUUGAGCCUCCGUACCACCUCCUGAAUGGGACUCGCGUUGACCCAUCCGUUCCCCCUCGUUGGCGCCACAUGAAGCAUGCUGCAGGAGAGAAUCCAUCUAGGGUAUAUAGUGGAACUCGAAUGGACACAAUUUGGAAAUUCCGAGCUGCAUACAAUGAGGCCCGGAAAAUUAAGCUUGCUCAAGAUGAAUACUGUGCGAAGGCGUCAGCGGGGCAAUGGAGUGGACUUCCACCCCAGAUACCUCAGAGUCUUCAAUGGGAGGCUCUUGUCGACGUUCUCCGCGGACGCGUCAAGGUGAACAUUCAUAUCUAUGAGACGACAGACUUUACGGGUAUUGUUGGAUUAUCGAAUGAGUUCAAGUUUCCCAUCGCUGCGUUUCACCACGCACACGAGGCUUACCUCGUCCCGGAUGUCCUCAAGGGGACAUACGGAGGAACCCCAGGGGUAGCUAUCUUCGCAACGAAUGCCCGCUACAAGAAAGAGUCGUAUCGCGGAAGUGAAUUUGCCGCUAAAAUCUUGACUGACAAUGGCAUCCGGGUAGUAGUUAAGAGUGACCAUCCUGUGUUGAACUCCAGAUUUUUGCUCUACGAAGCCCAGCAGAUCCACUAUUAUGGUGUUCCGGAAAACAAAGCACUCCAGGCUGUAACAUCCACCCCCGCAGAGCUAAUGGGUUUCGGAUACCGAAUUGGCUACUUAAGACCAGGAUAUGAUGCUGAUAUUGUCAUCUGGGAUGCCCAUCCGCUUGCUCUGGGUGCGACACCAAAGCAGGUUUUCAUUGAUGGGAUCGCUCAGCUUGACAAACCGGCCACCCUCACCAAGCCCGAAUACCUCCAGCAUGUACCCAGAACACCAAAUUUCACGAGAGAGGCAGCGGAUGCGAUUGAGCACGAUGGCCUUCCUCCCCUUAGAACAGGAAAGAAGACGGACGACAUCGUGACCUUCAUCAAUGUCAAGAAUCUAUGGACUAAGUCUAUCUCCGGAGUGAUCCACAGCACCCUCAAUACUGACAGUGGACCAGGUGGCGUUGUCGUUCUGCGUCGCGGAGAGGUCAUCUGCUCGGGCUCAGUAGCCUCGUGCUUAGGAGGAUGUAUUCUUCCUGGCCUGAUCACCUAUGGUUCUGGUCUUGGGUUGGUUGAGAUCCCCGCUGAAUCGAGCACUCUUGAUGGUGUGAUCUUUGAUCCCAUUCGGGGGGAAGUCCCUUCCUUUGUACAAGAUACUGAGAUUCGUGCCGUCGAUGGGCUGUCGUUUGGUGGUCGUAAUACUCUACUCGCGUACAGGAGUGGUGUCACAGCGGCUAUCACUCCACCUUCAUCUCGCGGCUUCUUUGGGGGUCUAAGCACCGCCUUCUGGACGGGUGGCAAGCAUAAACUUGAGAGACAUGCUGUCAUCCAGGACGUCACCGCCUUACAUGUUGGCAUUGGCCACUACGGGGCCAGCGUGUCUACUCAGAUUGCGGCACUUCGUAAAGCCCUGAAGGGCGAUCUGACCGGUGACCGUGCCAAAUGGUUCAAGGCAGCCAGCGACGGCAAGAUACCGCUGGUAGUUGACGUCUCAAAGGCAGAUCAUAUUGCAACUCUGCUAGAACUCAAGACCGAGAUUGACGAGUUCACUGGCAACAAGCUGCGCCUAGUAUUAGCAGGUGCUCACGAAGCUCAUCUUCUGGCAAAAGAGAUAAGCGACGCUAGUGUGUCAGUCAUUCUGAUCCCUGCUCGUCAAUUCCCCGAUACUUGGGACAAACUUCAAUCUUUGCCCGGUCCACCCCUGACUCCUGAGAGUUCCAUUGGCCUCCUCCUAAGACACGGUGUCACAGUGGGUCUCGGUGUUGUAGAAGAAUGGGAAGCACGCAAUCAGAGACUGGACUUGGGUUGGGCUUACUUCGAAGCAAAUGGGACAAUCAGCAAGCGAGAGGCGAUUGCGCUCGCCUCUUCCAAUCUUGAGAAGAUUCUUGGAUUGGAGCGCCAAGGGGAUCUCGUAGCAUAUGAAGGUGGUGACUUCACUGAAUUCUCCAGUAAACCCAUUGCGAUCAUUUCUCCCCGCCGUGAAUACGUUCACCUGCUAUGAGCUCUCCUUGUACAAACCUGCUAGACGUGCAUCCAUACCCUUUAUCUUGAACAAGUCUGUGAACAUGACCGUAUCUUC
Cantharellus anzutake is the source of this 2929-nucleotide messenger RNA. Its product is annotated as composite domain of metallo-dependent hydrolase. Gene Ontology annotation, biological process: purine nucleobase catabolic process. Gene Ontology annotation, molecular function: allantoinase activity. NCBI's taxonomy places the organism in Eukaryota, Fungi, Basidiomycota, Agaricomycetes, Cantharellales, Hydnaceae. The coding region runs from base 71 to 2851 and encodes 926 amino acids. Gene Ontology annotation, cellular component: cytoplasm. The record is from RefSeq and is a predicted model, not a curated record. The transcript has 14 exons.